AUGGAGGAUAGCCGUACGUUCUUGUACUUUGCAUAUGGUAGCAACCUACUGAAGGAGCGACUGCAACUCAAGAACCCCUCGGCGGCAUUGCACUGUGUGGCCAAACUGAAGGACUAUAAAUUGGUAUUUGGUAACUAUAAAGGCCUGGUCAGUGAGCGGUGGCGCGGAGGUGUGGCAACCAUAGAGCACAGUCCAGGAGAUGAAGUGUGGGGUGUGGUGUGGAGAAUGAACGAGUCUGAUAUGAAGUCUCUAGAUAGUCAAGAGAACGUCAUGUUGGGAGCAUAUACGCCGGUGCAAAUAUCUGUAAGGACGAAAGGCCAGGAGCUGAGUUGUCGCACCUACGUAAUGAACAGCUGCGUAUAUGCCCCACCAUCACCACAGUACCUACAAGUUAUUGUGAUGGGAGCAGAGCAAAACAGACUGCCAAAGGACUACCAGGAGAAGCUAAGAGCCAUCGAGACCAACAAUUAUGAAGGUCCACUACCUCUGAUGGCUGAAGUGUGUAACACAUUGAGCAUGGCGAAAAGAAAGAAGACCAAAGAGGCUUUCCUCAAUUUCAACCCUGUAACUCCCAGUGAUGCCAUGAGCCGCUGGGUGGAGGUUCCUGUGAAGCCUCUGCACCCAACCUUUGCUGGGAACACGGCAGCAUUCAUCCCCUCCUCCCAUGGAACUGUUAGCUCCACCAUGAUGGCUGUCUUCAUGGGGACAGACCAGAGGACAAUGUCCGGUCGAAGGGUGGAUGUUAUGACCUGGAAGAACGUGACUUACCGGUCCAAGUAG
Molecule: messenger RNA, 780 nt
Organism: Nerophis lumbriciformis (worm pipefish)
Lineage: Eukaryota; Metazoa; Chordata; Actinopteri; Syngnathiformes; Syngnathidae
Source: RefSeq, a predicted model, not a curated record